GAGAAGAGAGAAAUAAGGAGAGAGGUAAUGGGGUCUUUGGAAGGUGAAGAAGCUGGAAGGAAGAAGGCAAUGUGGCUCUACCCAAACCUUGCGGGAAGCGAUCCUUCUGAAAGAUGGGGGCACUCUGCUUGUUAUUUUCAAGGGAAUAUGUAUGUCUUUGGGGGGUGUUCUGGAGGUAUGCAUUACAGUGAUGUUCAGGUGCUUAAUUUUGAAACGAUGGUCUGGAACACUCUUGUCACAACUGGUCCAGGGCCUGGUCCUAGAGAUAGCCACAGUACCGUUCUUCUGGGUAAUAAUAUGAUAGUUUUUGGAGGUACAAGUGGCUCCAAGAAGUGUAAUGAUCUUCACAUUUUAAAUCUGAUUACCAAAGAAUGGACUCGACUAGAAUGUGGCGGAACUCCACCUUCGCCUCGAGAAAGUCAUUCUGCCACGCUUGUGGAUGAUGUAGAAUUAGUGGUUUUUGGGGGAAGUGGGGAAGGUGAAUGCUUGAAUGAUCUGCAUGUUCUUGACCUUAGAACCAUGAGAUGGACUUCCCCUGAGGUGAAGGGUGAUGUUCCUGUUCCUAGAGACAGUCAUAGUGCUAUUGCAAUAGGAAAUAAGAUGUUUGUGUAUGGUGGUGACCGUGGCGAUAGGUAUUAUGGUGAUGUUGAUAUGCUUGACAUGGACACAAUGACCUGGUCAAGGUUGGCUGUUCAAGGAUCUUCACCCGGCGGCAGGGCUGGCCAUGCAGCUGUGAGUAUUGGCACAAUGAUCUAUGUUAUUGGAGGGGUCGGACACAAACGGUACUAUAAUGAUGCAUGGGUCCUGGAUUCAAGUACUUGUUCAUGGACCCAACUGGAUGCACGCGGUCAACUGCCACAAGGGAGAUUCUCUCACACUGCUGUUGUUACCGACUCUGUCCUUGCUAUCUAUGGAGGGUGUGGGGAGGAUGAUCGGCCUCUCAAUGAGUUGUUGGUGUUGGAGCUUGGAACAGAACAGUCAAAUGACUGCUACGAUGUUCCUAUAUGCAAAAUUUUUGGAAGCCCUAUAAACCAUGAGAGGAGAAGGUUCUCUAGGGGAGCUGAUUUUAACACGAAUCUGAAACCUAUGCUUAUGGGGAAUCCUGUAGUAGUAAGACAGACAUCUAAGAAAUCAGAAUCAGAAACAAAGCGACUUUUUUUAAAAUCAGGUACUCUGCAUCCGAAAAGGAGAAGAACUACCACUGCUAGAGCAUGGGAGAUUGAAUCAGAACAAGAAGAGCGUUCUCUGUCUCUGUCCCAGCAUUCAUCAUCAUCUCACUCAGACCAAGAGCAGCAACCGACCCCAACUCCCAAUCUGGAAGAUUCCGCUCCACCUUCUCAAGGUUACGUCUUUAAGCAAUUAAAUCAGAGUCCGAACAUAAAGAUCUUAGAAAUUCCGGCCAAAGAUCUCAGAUUUUCCACACAAAGAAGUCCAGAGGAACUUAGCCACUUGUUAGGAGCACAUCAAAUGAAAGCCAGACGAGAACAGUGUCUCCAUGGUAGACCAAACAUACAAUUUCAAGCUGCAGAACGUGUACCAUUUGUGGCAGUGAACCCUAUGUGCAACUUGAUUGGUUCUGAGGUCCAUGGCAAAGUUGAUGGUGCAUUCGACUCCGGUUUCCUAAUGACUGCAACUGUUAACGGGAGAAUAUUUAGAGGGGUCUUAUUUGCACCGGGACGUGCGCUUGCCCCUAGAAUGCCAGUUCCAGAGAAUUCUUCAUCUUUAACUAGUCACACUUGCAAUCUGGGACCUGGAGUCAUUGGAAGAGGGUCAAUUGUUCCACAAAGUCAAAUUGCCAAUGCUGUGACACAACCGUUUGCAAACUCAAAUCAUGCAGAGUCAUCCUCCUCAAAGCAAUCCGAGCAGCCAACGAAGAAUUUUUUACCAAGGUCUAGUCUAGGCCUCAGGCAGCCUCAGGUGGCUCGACCAUUUCCAGGAGUUAGAACUUCAUCUCUAGACAGAGAAUCUAAUCACCAAAGUGAUUUUCAAGGUCUGGUUUUAACACUUGGUGGAUCAGGAAGUGGUUCUGGUGGUUCUUAGAGAGGUAACUUCUGAUUGGUGAAAUUUGUUCGAUGCAAGUGGUACGAAUUUAUUGGCUUGUGGAGACAGGUUCGUUAGUAUAUAGUAGUAGUUGGUGAUUAGUUAACGUUCUGUAUGAAAUGAUGGUCCGGUAAACUGUUUGCAGUGGAUGGAAAAUUAUGAGUUUUUGUCUGUUCUUUAUCGUUCAAGUAAGGCAUAACUACAAUAU
Molecule: messenger RNA, 2248 nt
Organism: Fragaria vesca subsp. vesca
Lineage: Eukaryota; Viridiplantae; Streptophyta; Magnoliopsida; Rosales; Rosaceae
Exons: 9
Coding region: 28-2040 (670 amino acids)
Molecular function (GO): protein binding
Source: RefSeq, a predicted model, not a curated record